Messenger RNA from Paramecium pentaurelia, 574 nucleotides. The record is from the annotation of a GenBank genome assembly. NCBI's taxonomy places the organism in Eukaryota, Ciliophora, Oligohymenophorea, Peniculida, Parameciidae.
AUGAAAUAUUUUUAAUAAAAAUAUCCCUUUUUAUCAAUUUAAAUAGCAUCAAAAGUACAAUAUUAAUCUGCAAUCUUAUUCAUCAAUAAUGUAAACAAUGUUGUUAUCUUUGCAAUAAAUGCAAAUAUUUAUAUUAUAACUAAAUCAAUAAUUAGAUGUUAAUUUUAAAUAUCAUUUCUAAAUACAGUUAAUCAAAAAAUGAUACUUUCUUAUUAAUGCAAGAAUCAAAAUUUCUAUUUUUUUUAGGUUUAGAAUUUAAAUAACAUUCUUAGUCCUUAUUUUGAAAAAGAAUUAUUAAGCAUUGAAUACAAAUAUCUAUUCAAUUUUAUGUCUGAUAAUUUAUUUUUUUAGGUCACUCUUGAAAACAAGAAAAUUUUUAUUUGUAAUCCUUAUUCAUCCAGGCACAUGUCUCUAUUUUCAAAAUUAGAGUAGGAUUCAAUUAUAUUGAGCACAACAACUAACAAGUAAAGCUCUGUAUUACUUUAAAAUAAUACUAUUUUAGUUUUAUCAUCUAUGGAGUAAGAGUUAUUUAAAGGAAAUGAAUCACUUAUUCAUUAAAAUUACUACACAUUGA